AUUUUUUAAUAAAUAUGGAUAAAGGUUAUUUAUUAUCAAAUAAAGUUGGUUUUAUUGGUGGUGGAAAUAUGGCAAGUGCUAUUGGUGCUGGCUUAAUUCGUAAAGGUAUUUUAAAUCCAGAUAAUGUUUGGGUUUCUGCUCGUACAAAUAAAACUUUAGGCUUUUGGAAUGAUCUUGGUGCUCAUGCUACAUUAAAAAAUGGAGAAGUAGUAGAUAAUUGUGAUAUCAUAUUCUUAGCAAUGAAACCCCAUAUGUUUGAUGAUGCACUUAAGGGUAUUAAAGAAACGAUGACAAGCAAAGCUUCACAUAUACUUUUUGUUUCAGUUCUUGUAGGAGUUACAUUAGAUUGUUUAGCUAAUAAACUUAAAUCUAUUGUUACAUAUCCCAGAAUAAUUAGAUGUAUGCCUAAUACUCCUAUGAUGGUUGGAGAAGGAAUAACAGUAUAUUGUUCUAUGAAUACAACAAAUCAAGAUGAAACUAUGAUAGAAAAAUUAUUUUCAUAUAUUGGUGUAAUUGAAAAUGUUCCUGAAUCUCUUAUGAAUGCUAUAGGUGGUCUUUCAGGAUCUGGUCCUGCUUAUGCAUAUCUUGUUAUAGAAGCAUUAGCAGAUGGUGCUGUGAAGAUGGGUGUUCCAAGACCAAUGGCAACAAAAUUUGCAGCUCAAGUAUUAGUUGGAGCUGGUAAAAUGGUAUUAGAAACAGGUAGACAUCCUGGUCAAUUAAAAGAUGAAGUAUGUUCUCCAGGAGGUACAACUAUUACAGGAGUACAUGCUAUGGAAUGUGGACAAGUUAGAGCUUCUAUGAUGAAUGCAGUUGAAGCUGCAGUAAGAAAAUCAAAUGAAUUAACAUCUAAUAUAAAAUAAAAAAAUUGUAAAAUAUAAAUAUAAUAAUAAUAUAAUAUAAAUAUAAUAUAAAAAUAUGUAAUAUAAUUCGUAUUUUUAUAAAUUUCUUUAUUUUUAACAAAUUA
Molecule: messenger RNA, 964 nt
Organism: Apis florea (little honeybee)
Lineage: Eukaryota; Metazoa; Arthropoda; Insecta; Hymenoptera; Apidae
Gene: P5cr
Product: Pyrroline 5-carboyxlate reductase
Biological process (GO): L-proline biosynthetic process
Molecular function (GO): pyrroline-5-carboxylate reductase activity
Source: RefSeq, a predicted model, not a curated record